AUGAUUGGAGGUUGGACGACAAAUCCAACUAAUUAUAUUGGAUUUGUUUGCAAACUUCGUGCUUUUUUUGUAUUCUCAACAAGAACAAUCGCUCCGUGGCUUAUCGUAUUAGCCACUAUUGAUCGUUGGCUUUUAUCAAGUGUUGAGGCUCAUCGGCGACAAAGAAGCACAUUAAAAAAUGCUCAACGAUGGACAAUGAUUAUUGUCAUUUUUUCAAUUCUUCUCUAUGCUCAACAAUUAUAUUGUUAUGAAGCAAAUCUUAUGGAUACUCCUUUGCAAUGUUAUGGUAAAACAGUUGCAUGUCGUUAUAUCACUGAUUUAUCAUUUGCUUCAAUGACAAUUAUACUUCCUUUAGUUCUGAUGAUCUUAUUUGGUAUACUAACUAUUUCAAAUGUUCGUCAAUCUCAACGGCGUAUUCAAGGACUAAAAUUACACAAUAUGCAGCCAACGAGGCAUAAGCCAACAGGAUCAAAUAAUGGAAGUCCAGGGACCAAAUCCAAACGGAGAACAAAUCAUAGUCUGCUUCGAAUGCUUCUUGUUCAAGUUGUACUUCUCGCUAUUUUUACGGCUCCAUUGUCUCUUGACAAAUUCUUUUCAACAUUCUCAGGAGACAAUGGAUCACCGACGGAGAAGGCUAUUAACAAUUUCGUAUAUGAUUUAGCCAUUUUGUCUUAUUUUAUAUCAAAUGGUAUACCCUUCUAUAUUUAUACAUUGUGUGGUGGAACUGUGUUUCGAAAAGCUUUGUAUGAUUUUUUUACGCUGAUGAAGCGAAAAAUGAUGUAUCGAUAG
Rotaria sp. Silwood1 is the source of this 789-nucleotide messenger RNA. The record is from the annotation of a GenBank genome assembly. NCBI's taxonomy places the organism in Eukaryota, Metazoa, Rotifera, Eurotatoria, Philodinida, Philodinidae.